UUGCUCGCCGGCCUUUUCUCUGUAAAACAUUGGGGGAACAAUCAAAGCUGGGAAUGGCCCAGGGAAGAGAUCAGUCAUUCGCCAGCCGCCUUUUCCACAGGUGUCGUAAAACUAGCCAGGAGCUGAGAGGACAGGAGAACGAGGCGCCUCGCGUCUCGGACUUCACCGUGGCGUGGGAUCGGCUCAUGAAAGAGUUCUUAGCUAAAGCCAAAGAAGAUUUUUUAAGAAAAUGGGAGUGUCCACCACAGAGCACGACGUGCCUGGACGACUUCGACAGGUUCAAGACUCUGGGGACCGGCUCAUUUGGCCGAGUGUUGCUGGUCAAGCAUAAAGGAACAAACCAGUUCCACGCCAUGAAAGUCUUGGACAAACAAAAAGUGGUGAAGUUGAAGCAGAUCGAACACACGCUGAAUGAAAAGAGAAUACUGCAGGCCGUCUCCUUCCCCUUCCUGGUCAGGUUGGAGUACUCCUUCAAGGACAACUCCAACCUCUACAUGGUCAUGGAGUACGUGCCUGGCGGAGAGAUGUUCUCGCACCUCAGACGCAUUGGAAGGUUCAGCGAACACCACGCACGAUUUUAUGCAGCUCAGAUCGUGCUCACCUUCGAGUACCUCCACUCUUUGGACCUCAUCUACAGAGACCUGAAGCCUGAAAACCUGCUCAUAGACCAGCGUGGCUACAUUCAGGUCACAGACUUCGGCUUUGCUAAAAGGGUAAAAGGCAGGACCUGGACAUUGUGUGGGACUCCUGAGUACCUGGCUCCAGAGAUCAUCCUCAGCAAGGGCUACAACAAAGCUGUGGACUGGUGGGCACUCGGAGUCCUCAUCUAUGAGAUGGCUGCUGGUUACCCUCCGUUCUUUGCUGAUCAGCCCAUACAGAUCUACGAGAAGAUCGUUUCUGGCAAGGUACGAUUCCCCUCCCACUUCACCUCCGACCUGAAGGAUCUGCUGAGAAACCUCCUACAGGUGGACUUGACCAAGAGGUUUGGGAAUCUAAAAAAUGGCGUAAACGACAUCAAAAAUCACAAGUGGUUCUCCACAACGGACUGGAUAGCCAUCUAUGAGAGGAAGGUUGAAGCCCCCUUCUUACCCAAGUGCAGAGGACCGGGAGACACAAGCAACUUUGACGACUACGAAGAGGAGGACAUUCGUGUCUCGCAGACAGAAAAGUGUGCGAAGGAGUUUGCUGACUUCUAGCGAGUUCCAGCAGGGCCUCUCCUGGGAGUGAAGGUGGAACUGUCAUGUGUCCAAAACAAAUGCUCUGUUCUUUUGUUGCACAAGUGAAGGAGCUCCUUAGCCGGCCCACACACACCACCAACUUAUCCUCUUCCCUCCCCUAUUUUCUCCACCUGUUUUUUAAAUAACAUUCGCGUUCCAACUGAGGCCCGUCCUUGAAGAUAGUAGCAUUGCACUUCCGUCUUGUUUUGUCCGCUCCGUCAAUCAACGUCCUGGUGGUUUGUCCAAAACAGUUGUGGCUAGCAGCGUGGUUUGUCCAUUCAAUUUGAAAAUGUUGAACCUGUGUUUGGAUUCCGGGUGGUCAGAGAUACUCAGCACCACCACGUCAUUGUUGUCCGCACUCAGUCGUAUCCUUCACUAAAUGACGCAUCAUUACAUAUAAACAUAGGCCUGAAGUACACUGGAGUCACCUUUUGCUCAAAGGCACCUCAGCAGUGCCUGCUGGUGCAAAAUACACUAUAUUGCCAAAAGUAUUUGACCACCUGCCUUGACUCACAUAUGAACUUGAAGUGCCAUCCCAUUCAAUAUGACCUUUUGCAGCUAUUACAGCUUCAACUCUUCUGGGAAGGCUGUCCACAAGGUUGCGGGGUGUCUUUAUAGCAAUUUUCCACCAUUCUUCCAAAAGUGCAUUGGUGAGGUCACACACUGAUGUUGGUGGAGAAGGCCUGGCUCUCAGUCUCCGUUCUAAUUCAUCCCAAAGGUGUUCUAUCGGGUUCAGGUCAGGACUCUGUGCAGGCCAGUCAAGUUCAUCCCCUUGCUUUGUGCACAGUCAUGUUGGAAGAGGAAGGGGCCCGCUCCAAACUGUUCCCACAAGGUUGGGAGAAUGAAAUUGUCCAAAAUGUUUUGGUAUCCUGGAGCAUUCAAAGUUCCUUUCACUGGAACUAAGGGGCCAAGCCCAACUCCUGAAAAACAACCCCACACCAUAAUUCCUACUCCACCUGUGGCCGGGCCAAGUGAUUAGAACACCUGAUUCUGAUCAUUUGGAUGGGUGGCCAAAUACUUCUGGCAAUAUAGUGUAUGUCUAGUCAGUGAUGGAGAUUCUAAAGCCCCAUGACUUAUUUACAAACUUCAUUGGUUCCUGGACAGGGUUCAUAAAUGGAAAAGUUCCCAGAGUGAAGUAAAUCUCUCCGUAAGAAACAAUGUAAACAUGAAUAAUGUCUUGACAAAAGUGGGUUGUUUAGUGGAGAUUAAUACUUUCAAACAGUGCUCUACUGUAUAUCAAACAAACAUAAGUGGGUGAAGGAUUCACUUUCUAUUUAUCAACAAGCUACAACAACGACAAGCUGAACUGUUCUGUAUGCGCCCUUUAGUGCCCUCACAAAAGACCAGAAAUCACAGAAACCUUGAACUUUAACAACCAUUUUGCUGCAAUAGUAAACAUUUGGAAAAAGUCAAAUCCACUCUCAUGAGCUGCUCCUCACGAGAGGACACCGAGGGAGAGAAGGAGUCAUGUUUCCAUUGAUUCUUAUGGGGAACUCUGCUUCACUGUCUGCAAACCACGUUGAAGAACCAAAUUGGGUCCGUAGAUGGAGGUUCCUCUGUACGUGUUUUGUUUUGGUGCGGCAAGAAGCCAUCAUUUUUUUACAAUCCCAAAGUCCUUUGCUGUCCCUCACCUUCAUUGAAAUUGGUGAGAAUUCCAGCCUUGUAUCAAGAAGACUAACUGGGAUACCUUGAGGCUAGCUCGGGAGUGGGAUUUUUUAAGUGACACCAGGAAAUGAGUGGCAGCUUGAAGUAAGAGCUAAAGAUCCGGGUGCUGCUGUGCUCAGUAAUGCCCAUUUCAAACUGUGGCUCUUCUCCAAACCAGUGAGGCCACCAUGCUGUCCGUGGACUUGGACUGUGAAUGCAGUGUGCUUCCCUUAUCGUUUGUGCCUUGAUCUGUGCCCACCAUUCUAAGAAAGUGACAAACGCAACUAUGACAUUCACAAAUUCUCAUUUCAGAGUUCGGGGGGAAAUUGUGUGCAAGAUCACCGUUCAGUCACUUCUCCUUUUGCCCUAUACACGUCUGACCAGACAAGGAUUCAAAUGUCUCAUGAAGUAUCAACAUGCUGAUCACAGAAAAAAUCCAGACUUUUUGACAGAAAAAAUCCCGAUUUUUUUGACAGAAAAAAUCCCAAUGUUUUUUACGGAAAAAUACAGAUUUUGUGACAGAAAAAAUCCCAAUUUUUUUGACAGAAAAUAUCCUGAUUUUUGAUGGAAAAAAAAUCCCGAUUUGUUGACAGAAAAAAACCAGACUUGUUGACAAAAAAAAUCCCAAUUUGUUGACAGAAAAAAAUCCUGAGUUUUUGACAGAAAAAAAUCCAGACUUUGUGACAAAAAAUAAAUAAAAAUUUGACAGAAAAAAUACACGUUUUGACAGAAAAAAUCCCAAUGUUUUUUACGGAAAAAUACAGAUUUUGUGACAGAAAAAAUCCCAAUUUUGUUGACAGAAAAAAUCCUGAUUUUUUGACGGAAAAAAAUCCCGAUUUGUUGACAGAAAAAAAUCCAGACUUGUUGACAGAAAAAAUCCCAAUUUGUUGACAGAAAAAAAUCCUGAGUUUUUGACAGAAAAAAAUCCAGACUUUGUGACAAAAAAUAAAUAAAAAUUUGACAGAAAAAAUACACGUUUUGACAGAAAAAAUCCCAAUGUUUGACAGAAAAAAAUCCUGAUUUUUUGACGGAAAAAAAUCCAGACUUGUUGACAGAAAAAAUCCCAAUUUGUUGACAGAAAAAAAUCCUGAGUUUUUGGCAGAAAAAAAUCCAGACUUUGUGACAAAAAAUAAAUAAAAAUUUGACAGAAAAAAUAGAUGUUUUGACAGAAAAAAUCCUGAUUUUUUGACGGAAAAAAAAUCCCGAUUUGUUGACAGAAAAAAAUCCAGACUUGUUGACAGAAAAAAUCCCAAUUUGUUGACAGAAAAAAAUCCUGAGUUUUUGACAGAAAAAAAUCCAGACUUUGUGACAAAAAAUAAAUAAAAAUUUGACAGAAAAAAUAGAGUUUUUGACAGAAAAAAUCCCAAUGUUUGAAAAAAAAAAUCCUGAUUUUUUGACGGAAAAAAAAUCCCGAUUUGUUGACAGAAAAAAUCCAGACUUGUUGACAGAAAAAAUCCCAAUUUGUUGACAGAAAAAAAAUCCUGAGUUUUUGACGGAAAAAAAUCCAUACUUUGUGACAAAAAAUAAAUAAAAAUUUGACAGAAAAAAUACACGUUUUGACAGAAAAAAUCCCAAUGUUUGACAGAAAAAAUCCUGAUUUUUUGACGGAAAAAAAUCCUGAUUUUUUGACGGAAAAAAAUCCAGACUUUGUGACAAAAAAUAAAUAAAAAUUUGACAGAAAAAAUAGAUGUUUUGACAGAAAAAAUCCUGAUUUUUUGACGGAAAAAAAAUCCCGAUUUGUUGACAGAAAAAAAUCCAGACUUGUUGACAGAAAAAAUCCCAAUUUGUUGACAGAAAAAAAUCCUGAGUUUUUGACAGAAAAAAAUCCAGACUUUGUGACAAAAAAUAAAUAAAAAUUUGACAGAAAAAAUAGAGUUUUUGACAGAAAAAAUCCCAAUGUUUGAAAAAAAAAAUCCUGAUUUUUUGACGGAAAAAAAAUCCCGAUUUGUUGACAGAAAAAAUCCAGACUUGUUGACAGAAAAAAUCCCAAUUUGUUGACAGAAAAAAAAUCCUGAGUUUUUGACGGAAAAAAAUCCAUACUUUGUGACAAAAAAUAAAUAAAAAUUUGACAGAAAAAAUACACGUUUUGACAGAAAAAAUCCCAAUGUUUGACAGAAAAAAUCCUGAUUUUUUGACGGAAAAAAAUCCUGAUUUUUUGACGGAAAAAAAUCCAGACUUUGUGACAAAAAAUAAAUAAAAAUUUGACAGAAAAAAUAGAUGUUUUGACAGAAAAAAUCCUGAUUUUUUGACGGAAAAAAAAUCCCGAUUUGUUGACAGAAAAAAAUCCAGACUUGUUGACAGAAAAAAUCCCAAUUUGUUGACAGAAAAAAAUCCUGAGUUUUUGACAGAAAAAAAUCCAGACUUUGUGACAAAAAAUAAAUAAAAAUUUGACAGAAAAAAUAGAGUUUUUGACAGAAAAAAUCCCAAUGUUUGAAAAAAAAAAUCCUGAUUUUUUGACGGAAAAAAAAUCCCGAUUUGUUGACAGAAAAAAUCCAGACUUGUUGACAGAAAAAAUCCCAAUUUGUUGACAGAAAAAAAAUCCUGAGUUUUUGACGGAAAAAAAUCCAUACUUUGUGACAAAAAAUAAAUAAAAAUUUGACAGAAAAAAUACACGUUUUGACAGAAAAAAUCCCAAUGUUUGACAGAAAAAAUCCUGAUUUUUUUGACGGAAAAAAAAUCCCGAUUUGUUGACAGAAAAAAUCCAGACUGGAUGACAGAAAAAAUCCCAAUUUGUUGACAGAAAAAAAUCCUGAGUUUUUGACAGAAAAAAAUCCAGACUUUGUGACAAAAAAUAAAUAAAAAUUUGACAGAAAAAAUAGACGUUUUGACAGAAAAAAUCCCAAUGUUUUUUACGGAAAAAUACAGAUUUUUUGACAGAAAAAAUCCCAAUUUUUUUGACGGAAAAAAUCCUGAUUUUUUGACGGAAAAAAAUCCCGAUUUGUUGACAGAAAAAAUCCAGACUUGUUGACAGAAAAAAUCCCAAUUUGUUGACAGAAAAAAAUCCUGAGUUUUUGACAGAAAAAAAUCCAGACUUUGUGACAAAAAAUAAAUACAAAUUUGACAGAAAAAAUAGACGUUUUGACAGAAAAAAUCCCGAUUUUUUUUGAUAGAAAAAAAUAGACGUUUUGAGAGACAAAAUCCAGAUUUUUUGACUGGAAAAAUCCAGAUUUUGUGACAGAAAAAAUCCAGAUUUUUUGACAGAAAAAACCCCAAUUUUUUUGACGGAAAAAAUCCCGAUUUGUUGACAGAAAAAAUCCGAUUUGUUGACAGAAAAAUUCCCGAUUUCUCGACAGAAAAAAUCCCGAUUUUUUAACAGAAAAAAUCCAGACUUUGUGACAGAAAAAAUCCCGAUUUUGUGACAGAAAAAAUCCAGACUUGGUAACAAAAAAAAUAAAUAAUUUUGACAGAAAAAAUCCCGAUUUUGUGACAGAAAAAAUCCAGACAUGGUGACAGAAAAAAUCCCAAUUUGCUGACAGAAAAAAAUCCAGAUUUGUUGACAGAAAAAAAUCCAGAUUUGUUGACAGAAUAAAAUCCCGAUUUGUUGACAGAAAAAUCCCGAUUUGUUGACAGAAAAAAAUCCAGAUUUGUUGACAGAAAAAAUCCCGAUUUGUUGACAGAAAAAUCCCGACAGAAAAAAAUCCCGAUUUGUUGACAGAAAAAAUCCCGAUUUUUUGACAGAAAAAAUCCCAAUUUUGUGACGGAAAAAAUCCUGAUUUGUUGACAGAAAAAAAUCCCGACUCGUUGACAGAAAAAAAUCCCGAUUUGUUGACAGAAAAAAAUCCCGACUCGUUGACAGAAAAAAAUCCCUACUCGUUGACAGAAAAAAUCCAGACUAGUUGACAGAAAAAAUCCCGACUCGUUGACAGAAAAAAAUCCCGAUUUUUUGACGGAAAAAAAUCCUGAUUUGUUGACAGAAAAAAAUCCUGAUUUGUUGACAGAAAAAUCCUGAUUUCUUGACAGAAAAAAAUCCCGAUUUCUUGACAGAAAAAAUCCCGAUUUGUUGACAGAAAAAUCCCGACUUGUUGACAGAAAAAAAUCCAGAUUUGUUGACAGAAAAAAUCCUGACUUUUUGACAGAAGAAAUCCCAAUUUUGUGACGGAAAAAAUCCUGAUUUGUUGAAAGGAAAAAAUCCCGACUCGUUGACAGAAAAAAAUCCCGACUCGUUGACAGAAAAAAAUCCCUACUCGUUGACAGAAAAAAUCCUGACUCGUUGACAGAAAAAAUCCCGACUUGUUGACAGGAAAAAAUCCCGAUUUUUUGACAGAAAAAAAUCCUGAUUUUUUUGACAGAAAAAAAUCCUGAUUUGUUGACAGAAAAAAAUCCAGAUUUGUUGACAGAAAAAAUCCAGACUUUGUGACAGAAAAAAUCCCGAUUUGUUGACAGAAAAAAAUCCAGACUUUUUGACAGAGAAAAAUCCAGAUUUGUUGACAGAAAAAAAUCAUGACUUGUUAACAGAAAAAAAUCAUGAUUUGUUGACAGAAAAAAAUCCUAAUUUGUUGACAGAAAAAAUUCCGACUUUUUGACAGAAAAAAUCCCGACUUGCUGACAAAAAAAAUUCCGAUUUGUUGACAGAAAAAAUACCGAAUUUUUGACAGAAAUAAAUCUCGAUUUUUUUGGACAGAAAAAAAUCCUGAUUUUUUCUACAAGAAAAAUCCUGACUUUUUCACAGAAACAAUCCCGAUUUUUUGACAGAAAAAAAUCCAGACUUUUUGACAGAAAAAAAUCCAGAUUUGUUGACAGAAGAAAAUCCCGAUUUUUUGACAGAAAAAAAUCCAGAUUUUUUAACAAAAAAAAUCCAGACUUUUUGACAGAAAAAAUCCCGACUUGUUGACAGAAAAAAUCCUGACAUUUUGACAGAAAUCUUUCCUGACCUUUGAUCCGUGCAUGUGAAACACAAUCUCCGUAUUGUCAUUUAGGAUGUUUUGAAUGUUCACAUCCUCGUCCUUGGAUUCUUAGCUCAAUGAAUGGAUCGCAGGUGGACUGUUCACACCAGCAGGCCUCAUCAGUUCCUGCUCACAGACGUAGAUAGGACAGCUUUAGCCUGAGAGCCUGGUGCAGGAUCCAAAGUAGUUAUCCCCCAACCACCCUUGUCUGGGCAUGUCCCCUCUUUUACAGCAGGGGUUCUUAACCUUUUUGACUUCGGGGCCCAACUUUUCUACUACAGAGGGGCCCAAAUAUUAACACUGAAUUAGUAACCUUACUCUUCAUUUUAAUCAAGGCUAGGUAAUGAAGGUUUAUCAGACUCCAGUGUAAAGGCGCACUGGCCCCACACUUCCAUCAAGUGAAAACAGGAAGUUGACCACAAGGAAGUCGCUACUACUACAAAAUAAAAUAAAAGUUGCAGCACCUUAAAAAUGUGUUUUUUUUGGUAAAGUAAUAUAAUAUGUGAAUGUAUGUAUAUAGAGUAAUAUAUUCGGGAGGGUUGUAAUCUUUUAAUGGCUGUUAAGUAGAGGAGACACGGACAUCAGCGUGGAUCUAUGGGAGCUUUAUGUAAUAAUGUGGUCAGAAAUGGUACUGCAACCACGCUCAAACUUCUGUAGUCCCCCCCCCCCCCCUCUCCCUGACUGAGGUUGCCAGAUACGCAGUGGAAUCCAGCUGGAUGGACUGGACUACUCCAAGGAACUUCAAACUUCCACUGCCUCUGACUAGGCAAUCAUAUGGUUAUUGUCAGUACUAUCAGAAAACCAAGACUAAAAGCAACUACAACCAACGCAAGCAAUGGUUCAAGUUCAAGUAGCAAUGAUAGUCACACACACACUAGGUGUGGCAAAAUUAUUCUCUGCAUUUGACCCAUCACCCUUGAUCCCCCCCUGGGAGGUGAGGGGAGCAAUAUCCUGGUUUUGUUCCUGGCUUUGUCAUGAAUAAGUUGAGAAUGGUAACUUUUAGAUGUACUAAGGUUUGACAUGUUUAGUAACUUAACCAGUGGCAGUAGCCAGACCAAGAUGGCAACCAGGAUGUGACACGCUCACAAACUUUCUAAUUGGUCAAACUGUGGAGGGCGGGGCAUCGAAAUGAAAGCAAUAACAAUAUUUUGGGGCUGUAAAUCUAAUUUUGAAAUGAGCAUAUGAACUACUGUUAUCAGUUGUAAAGGUAUUGGAAAGGAAGAUGAUUUAUUAAUAGUUGAUAGAAAAAAUCCCGACUCGUUGAAGAAAAAAAUCCCUACUCGUUGACAGAUUGUUUGGCAGAAAAAAUCCUGUUUUGUUGACAGAAAAAAUCCCGAUUUGUUGACAGAAAAAAAUCUCGACUUUUUGACAGGAAAAAAAUCCCGAUUUGUUGAUAGAAAAAAUUUCGACUUUUUGACAGAAAAAAUCCCGAUUUGUUGACAGAAAAAAUCCUGACUUUUUGACAGAAAAAAAUCCUGACUUGUUGACAGAAAAAAAUACCGACUUGUUCACAGAAAAAAAUCCCGACUUGACAGAAAAAAUCCAGAUUUGUUGACAGAAAAAAAUCUCGACUUUUUGACAGGAAAAAAAUCCCGAUUUGUUGAUAGAAAAAAAUUCGACUUUUUGACAGAAAAAAUCCCGAUUCGUUGACAGAAAAAAUCCCGACUCGUUGACAGAAAAAAAUCCCGACUUGUUGACAGAAAAAAAUACCGACUUGUUGACAGAAAAAAAUACCGACUUGUUGACAAAAAAAAAUCCCGAUUUGUUGACAAAAAAAAUCCUGACUUUUUGACAGAAAAAAUCCAGAUUUUUUGACAGAAAAAUCCAGAUUUUUUGACAGAAAAAAUUCAGAUUUUUUGACGGAAAAAAUCCCGAUUUUUUGACAGAAAAAAUCCAGAUUUUUCGCCAGAAAAAAUCCCGAUUUUUCGACGGAAAAAAUCCCGAUUUUUUGACGGAAAAAAUCCAGAUUUGUUGACACAAAAAAUCACGACUUGUUGACACAAAAAAAUCCUGAUUUUUUGACAGAAAAAGGAAUAUGAUUUUUUAAUGACUUUUGACAUUUAAUUUAAUGAUGACUUGACAUGAAAUUAUUACAUAUGACUCCUUUCAUUUUCAACUCGCAUCCAUCCAUCCAUUUCCUACCGCUUGUCCCUUUCGAGGUCGCGGGGGUGCUGGAGCCUAUCUGAGCUGCAUCUCCUUCUGUUUGUUUGUCAUUACUGCCACAAGUGGUGGAAAACUGCAUUACAACAUACGGACGGACCGCAGCUGGUUAAGAAAGACUGUUGUAGAGGAUAAAUACUUUGGGUCCUGCACCAGGCCCUCAGACUAGAGCUGUCCUAUAGAAAGUGUGAACGCCAACCGAUGAAGCCUGCCCAGAACCUGGGGUUCUAAACCUCUUUGACCUCGGGACCCAACUUUUCCACUCAAAUAUUAACUCUGAUUUAGUCAUCUUACUCUUGAUUCUAGUCAUAUUCAAUAUUUAUAGGGCUGCAAGGAUCAAUUUGAUGAGAAAAUUCAUAUUUUGUUGCUUCGAUGAAUCGUUCAAUGUGUGUAACUGAGAAAUGUGUACAAUUUGGACUGCACGGAACUUAAACAAUAUGUUUCAUAAAUAACCUGUCAAUAAAAUGAAAGUUAAAUAAAAAUACAGCUUCGCCACUUUAGUCAUAAUUUUUGCACUUAAAGGGGAUCUGCACUUUUUGGGGAUUUUUGCCUAUCGUUACU
Entelurus aequoreus (snake pipefish) is the source of this 10465-nucleotide messenger RNA. Its product is annotated as cAMP-dependent protein kinase catalytic subunit beta-like. Bases 54 to 1196 code for a protein of 380 amino acids. Gene Ontology annotation, cellular component: nucleus; cAMP-dependent protein kinase complex. Gene Ontology annotation, biological process: peptidyl-serine phosphorylation. The record is from RefSeq and is a predicted model, not a curated record. Gene Ontology annotation, molecular function: ATP binding; cAMP-dependent protein kinase activity. The transcript has 10 exons. NCBI's taxonomy places the organism in Eukaryota, Metazoa, Chordata, Actinopteri, Syngnathiformes, Syngnathidae.